Sclerotinia borealis F-4128 is the source of this 777-nucleotide messenger RNA. The record is from the annotation of a GenBank genome assembly. Lineage: Eukaryota; Fungi; Ascomycota; Leotiomycetes; Helotiales; Sclerotiniaceae.
AUGUUAACAGGACGUUCUAAUAAACAAUAUUCCUCAUCUAUUUUCCUCUCCUUUCUCUUCAUCACCAUCAUAAUAAUCUCAACACUUAUAUAUUUUCUCCAAUCUUUUCGCUCAUUACUUUCUCCUUCUGAUUCCUAUUCACAUUCGCAUUCACAACCUUCUUCUUCUUCUUCGCCCUUACCAGAAUCUCUGAAUCUACUCGCUCCUAGCACCACUAGCGUGCUUUUUUCCGAACAUCCUGCUUAUGAGAAUUUAUCGCGCGUGCAUGAUGGGCUGUGGGAUGAUUUACUUCCAGAGAAUGGGGGGUUUUUGAGGAGGAUUGGUGGGGAGGAGGAGGGGGCUGGGGAUAAGGGGGAAAAUGGGGAUGAAGAGGGAAAUAAGCAAAUGAGGAAACUUAAAUAUGGUAUUACGAUGUUUCAUUCGUUGCAUUGUUUGGGGAUUAUGAGGGGGGGUGUACAGGAGUUGUUUAGGGAGAUGGGGGAGCUUAGGGGGGAGGUGGAGGGCGAGGGAAUGGAUAUGGGGAAGAGAGGGAAGGAGAAGGAGAAGAGAGGAGCUGGUCAUGAUUUUGGUCAUAUGGAACAUGGGGAUCCGUUGCAUUGGUUGCAUUGUUUUGAUUAUUUGAGACAGACCAUUUUAUGUACAGCCGACGGAACGCUCGAGCCACCAAAGAUUAAUUUGAGAGGAAAAGAAAAUGUAGAUGGGAUGAUGGAGAGACAAUGUAAGGAUCCUGAGGAAUUGUGGAGGUUGAGUGUUGAGUCUUUUGAAGAGGAUGAUUAG